Panthera uncia (snow leopard) is the source of this 5177-nucleotide messenger RNA. It is a transcript of the gene LRATD2, whose product is annotated as LRAT domain containing 2. Bases 1090 to 2031 code for a protein of 313 amino acids. The record is from RefSeq and is a predicted model, not a curated record. The transcript is spliced from 6 exons. Lineage: Eukaryota; Metazoa; Chordata; Mammalia; Carnivora; Felidae.
GGCUCCGGGAGCAAGCGUCUGUCUCUUUAAAUGCCAGGGGCUGCGCUCCCGCCCGGGGAGCCCGGAGCCGGAUCUACAAUCCCGUCCCUCCCGCUCCGGCGCUUGUUGCUCGCCGGGUCCGAGCCGGAGCUGCCGCCGCCGGGCAGCCUGGCUGCUUCCUUCUCCGCCUUCUCGCGUCCCAUCUACCCCCGAGAGCAGGUUGAGGGGGAACAGGAGUCCCUGCAGGAGGGAGGGGGUCGGUGUAAACAGGUAUUGCCCCCCACCUUCAUAUCUUGGGGCGCUACGUACCCGCGGGGGCAAGACAUGCGUCGCUUCCCGCUGCCCAGCCUCGCUGCCACCCGCGCCUGGAGAGGAGGGAUUGCGGAUCCCAUACCUGCAAACUCACCCUAGAAGUCUCAAGGUGCGGUUGGGGGGGAGGGAGGGGUAAACUCCCCAAGGCCUCCACCUCUCUGCGGGUGAGUUUUCGCAGGUAACCCGAAGCCCUAGGGCAGGCGCGCGGGGGAGGGGCGGGCGAGACGGGUGGAGAGAGCGCCGCAGGUGAGCCAGGUAGGGUGGUUCACCUGCCCCGGACGAUCUGCGGGAUCCUCGCCGGUUUCCCCGAGGAUGGAGGCCUGGGGGGCGUCUCAGGGGCUAAGUUAGGGCCCAGGGGUGAAAAGAGGAUGAAGAAAAGGGGGAUUGGAGUAAAGUUUCUCGUCUUUACUCCCUCCUGCCUGGGCUCGGCAGGUAGGGCGCCGGCGGAAGCUGUUGGAGCUGCUGAUGCAAUGGGCUUUUGCCCGGGCGAGGUGAAGUGCUGGGGGCGGGGUAGAGCUAGAGUUGCCCGGCCUCGCGUGACCGUGACCCUAGAAGUGGAGAAAUGAGGGAAGGCUCGCCGCAACCGAGCCUCCCCGUAAAAUGGCUCCAGCUGCUGGGCCCCCAGCCAUUCUUCCUUCUCUUAAGAAAUCGUCCCUUUCACGGAGGGUCCUACAUGGCUUCCUUGCUUUCCUCUUCCAACAGGUGGCCUCAGCCCCUGUCCGGGGACCCGUGCCAAUGACCCUAGUGGUGGUUUCGCUUUCUCCCCUCUCGGCUGUGUGAACGUGUAUCCGCAGCGUGAUGGGCAACCAGGUGGAGAAACUGACCCACCUAAGUUAUAAGGAAGUUCCCACGGCCGACCCGACUGGCGUGGACCGUGACGACGGGCCUCGCAUCGGGGUCUCCUACAUUUUCUCCAACGACGAUGAGGACGUGGAGCCGCAGCCGCCGCCCCAGGGGCCGGAUGGCGGCGGCGGCGACGGCUUGCCCGACGGCGGCGACGGACCGCCACUGCCGCCGCCGCAGCCGUACGACCCGCGGCUGCACGAAGUGGAGUGUUCCGUGUUCUACCGCGACGAGUGCAUCUACCAGAAGAGCUUCUCGCCGGGCUCCGCGGCGCUGAGCACCUACACGCCCGAGAACCUGCUCAACAAGUGCAGGCCUGGCGACCUGGUGGAGUUCGUGUCGCAGGCGCAGUACCCGCACUGGGCUGUAUACGUGGGCAACUUCCAGGUGGUGCACUUGCACCGGCUGGAAGUGAGCAACAGCUUCCUGACCGACGCGAGCCAGGGCCGGCGCGGCCGCGUGGUGAACGACCUGUACCGCUACAAGCCACUAAGCCCGGGCGCCGUGGUGCGCAACGCGCUGGCACACGUGGGCGCCAAGGAGCGCGAGCUGAGCUGGCGCAACUCCGAGAGUUUCGCCGCCUGGUGCCGCUACGGCAAGCGCGAGUUCAAGAUUGGCGGCGAGCUGCGCAUCGGCAAGCAGCCCUACCGGCUGCAGAUCCAGCUCUCGGCGCAGCGCAGCCACACGCUCGAGUUCCAGAGCCUGGAGGACCUGAUCAUGGAGAAACGGCGCAACGACCAGAUCGGGCGCGCGGCGGUGCUGCAGGAGCUCGCCAUGCACCUACAUCCGGCCGAGCCGGACGAGGGCGACAGCGAUGCGGCGCGGACUACGCCGCCUCCGGGGCGCCCCCCUGCGCCCGGACGGGAGGAAGAGGCCCGAGAGGCGGCGGUGCACUGAGGCGCGAGCCGAGGGCUGAGCCUUGAGAGGGAGCCGUUCGCCGCGGCCGCCACCCCCUCCCUCCUCUCACUCCCUCCUCCAGCACCUUCGGGGCCCCAUCUGGGCUCCUGGGCCCUUUGGGAAAAGGAGAGGUGGCGAAUUGCGCAGCCAGCUGUGGCUUGAGCUUUUAUCUUGGACGGAGGAGGAAGAGGGAGCAGAAAUUCCAACCAGAAGACAAGAACUUCAAAGCUGGACUCCAGCCCUCUUUUGGAGCAAGCAGCAGCAUCUCAGGCAAAGUGAAGGGAGUGGCUUCAGUCUUGUUCCUGGGAGAAGACAUGCCCUUCAGGAUUGUGGGUGAUCAUCUCCCAUGCUUGGAUGCUCCGUCUCAGACGGCGGUGUUUGGCAGAAAUCAGUGAUUUUUCAGAAUGUCGGAAGGUGCCUACAGCUGGCACUAGUGUAUUUUGUCUCUUCAAAGCGCCUAUGAACAGUCCUUUGCUUUUCCAGACACGAGUAAGCUUAGGAAUGCUUUGCUUCACUCUAGGUCAGGCUGCCUGUAGAUAUAGACCCUUUCCUCUGCUGCCUUAUCGCUAGUUGCAUUAAAUACAGUAGAUGACAAGAGUUUAUUAAUACUGUACUAUAGUCAACAUCCGUGCGAGCACAUAAAAUGGCUCCCAUGCAGAAAAAGAUUGAAAAGAAACACAGUAAGAAAAAGGAGAUGAUUACAGUGGAAGUUAAGAAGGAAAUCAUCGAGAAGUAUGAACGAGGUAUGCAAGCCGUCGAAAUUGCAAGAUUUCACAAGAAGUCUACAUCUACCUCUCGUCUGCAGAGGAGGAGGAGAGAAAGGUGGAGGAAUCCCUCACUUCAAAUAAGAUUAGGGAGAUGUGUAAAAUUUGGGAACCUGCAAAAUUUUGUGGAAAAGCACCACCUGAAUAAGGCUGUAGCAGGGCAAGCGAUGAAUGUUUAACGACAACGUGAUGUCACAUUUGCACAAAGUCCUCAAAAGGAGGCAAAUGCAAGUGUCACUGGACAGUUGCCUUGUUAAAGUUGAACGAAGAGAAAAGGAUUCCAUCGAGCCAAUAGAUAGCAGUGAUUCCGUUACUGAUAGUGAAAAUUGUCCUACACAAUAACCCUCCUCUCUCUUGUCUCCUUCACACCCGCACAAAGGUUUUCAAAGUUUGCGAUGAAUCAUCACCUCCAUGUUAAAGGUGAAGAAAGUGACAUGGGACAUGAUGGGACUGGCCAACUAAUCAUCCUAAGUGAUGUGGCCUCUGGAAGGGGCAGUUCUGUCAGACGGCAGUCUGUCCCCGAUGUUGGCAGAAGGCUGACAGGUCUGGCUGCAGGAGACCCUGAGUACUCACUGCUGUCCAUCAAGCAAGGGAAAGGCCCACCUCACAUGUCCAGACGGGGCUGGAUGUUGUCAAAUUCCUCGAGGCUGUCAGUCUCCUUUUCUCCAGCCUGGCGACAGGUGUCCUGACAGAGCCCAGUUACCAAAGGCAGUCACCGACUGCUUGCAUGCCUUCCAGAGGAGCUGGUGUUCCAGCAUCAAAGACUGAGGCUUGUGCAUUGAGGUAACGAGCUGCUCCCAGGCAGGGACUGACUCACUUAUUUACCAGACUUUCUCCUUUUCCUCGACAAUAGUGCCAGCCCUUAAGAGCUGCUCAGUAAAUGUCUUUUGAAUGGACUAAGGCACAAGCAUCUGGUGCUUUCAAUGCUAUCGGCUUUAAUAAACACCAUUGAGUGGCAUCUUGUGAAGAUUAGCUAAAACAACCUGGCAGCAUCAGCGGGUAGUUAUUUUGGUCCCCAUUUUAUUUAGGAGGAAUCUGCAAGAAGUUAAGUAACUUGCUCAAGAGGCACAAAACUUGUUAAUGGCAGAGUCGGGAUCUGAACUCUGGUCUGUCCAUUUCCACACCGCGGGGAGUUUGGUGCACGUCACUGAGAAGCACUGUGGCACUGAUACCGUGCAAAGAGCCGUGGUAACACAGAAGUCUCCGCUUAUUCUGCCUGGUAGAAUGACGACAGCCUUCACAGAGGAAAUACUGCAAGUUUUGUGAGCUGAAUAUUGAGAUGCGUUCUGCAAUGUGGAGAAGGGCCGGGGGGCAUUCAAGUCAGAGCUGCAUUUGCAAAAGGCAGAGCAUGGGUAGGAAGAAGCGAGACUAUGCAGCAGCACACAGGGAACAGGUUCUAAGUCAGGCAGGUAAGAGGAUGGGGGAUGAUGUGCUCAGGCAAGUUAGAGUCAGAGUAUAGGUGAGGCACGAUUCUAUCCAACUUGGACAGCUUCCAGAGAAUUCUAUAAUAAGCCAGCUGCAUGGCCGGAAUGUGCACUUGUCUUUGCAGAGUUUGGCAGUGGAGAAAAAUCUUCUGGGGAAUAGUUCUCCUGGAAGGGAGACCCCUCCCUUCCCCCCACCUUCUUUGCCACCAGUACAGCAAACGUGUGACCUCCAGCAGUGUACCUUCCAGAAGAAAGUACUAGUUAAAUUCUCUUAAGGAACUUAGGCAAUCAAUCGGACCCUUAAGGUCUUUGGGUUUCCUGCUUAUAAAGGUUCUGUCUUUGAUGCCCUCAUUGCUGGUAGCGGCUGCAUGGUUUGUGGAAGUUAAUGUCCCUUUUCUCAUCUCUGCAGAUUGAGGACACCACAAAAGAACGCUGCGGGGCGUACAGCCACAAACUUGACAUUUCUAGCUCCAGAUCUGCACAGGCAAUGGCUGUGCUGCAGGGACUGUCCCCUGUGCCUACUCCCUGGUCAUCUGAGUGGAUCUGUAUUGCUGUUUGGAAAUAUCAGCCUCUGUUGCACAUCUUGCAACCAGCUGGCCGGAGUGGGAGGUGGAGUCCCUUGCUAUGAAACAGAGCUUUACUUUGCUGAUAACGUGUGUCCGUAAUGUAUUGAAGGUAACUCAGAAAUGCUGUGAGCCCAAACUUCAUUUUAUGGAGGAAAAUAACUGAGGCUCAGAGACGUGGAGUGUCACGCUCAGGGUCACCCAGCAGCCCUGCCUUGUCCUAUGCAGUAGCCACUCCCCUCCUGUGCCCACGAAGCCCUUGAAAUGGGGCCAGUCUGACCGGAGUGUGCUUUCAGUGUAAAUACACACAGGAUUUCAUUGAUUCCGUAGGAACGUAAGUAUCUCAUUGAUAUUUUUUACAUUGAUUAUAUGUUGAAAUGAUGACAUUUUGGAAA